Messenger RNA from Rhincodon typus (whale shark), 784 nucleotides. Its product is annotated as zinc transporter 6-like. The coding region runs from base 1 to 390 and encodes 129 amino acids. NCBI's taxonomy places the organism in Eukaryota, Metazoa, Chordata, Chondrichthyes, Orectolobiformes, Rhincodontidae. The transcript has 5 exons. The record is from RefSeq and is a predicted model, not a curated record.
AUGGCCCCACAGAAAGUGAAAACAAAGAUCUUGAUCAAUUUUGAUCUUCCAGGGUACAAGAGAAAACUAGAUACCAGUACUUAUCUUUUGGGUACGAUUCAUCCUUUCCACAAAACGCACAGAUCUCUUGGUGGAAAGUUUACCCAAGAAUUUCUGCUGGUGUCAGCUGAUAGGCGGUCUUGGAAGAUCUUGCUCUUUGGAUUGUUAAACUUGAUUUGCACAGGCUUUCUUCUGAUGUGGUGCAGCUCUACAAAUAGUAUGGGAUGCAAGGAGGUGGAAGGGAGAGAGAAACUUGGUGACAUUGCAAUUAGAGGGAAGAGGCACUCAGCAAACUGGAGCUGUGGGCUAAGACAAACAACUCACCAAGAGCCACCAGCCAACUCGAUUUAACAGCCUGCAGAUGAUCAAGCAAUGCUGGCCACACUUGCGAGCAUUGGGAGUUGGUGGUGCAGGAUGUGGACUGCAGGGACUAGCCUCUUUAGGUAAUUGUCAGGAUAAAUUUCAGAAGUGUCGUUUCAGAUUCGCACGUGAUUUAAGAGUCCUGGAGGUUCAGGUACGUAAUUCUUUGAAAUUUGCAUCACAGGUAAUUAGGGGGGUUAAGCAGGCAUUUAGUACACUUGCCUUUGAGCUUAGGAAUUGGGAUGUCAUGAUACGGUUGUACAGGACAUUGGUGAGACCUCUUCUAGAGUACUGUGUGAAGUUCACACUGUUAUGUGAAGAUUUUAUUAAACCGGAAAGUGUUCAAAAAAGAUUUACCGGGACGUUGCUGGGACUGGAGGGUUUG